This is a messenger RNA of Otolemur garnettii (small-eared galago), 1195 nucleotides long. RefSeq names its product HEN methyltransferase 1 (gene HENMT1). The record is from RefSeq and is a predicted model, not a curated record. The transcript has 7 exons. Lineage: Eukaryota; Metazoa; Chordata; Mammalia; Primates; Galagidae. Gene Ontology annotation, cellular component: cytoplasm; nucleus. Bases 35 to 1195 code for a protein of 386 amino acids. Gene Ontology annotation, molecular function: RNA methyltransferase activity; O-methyltransferase activity. Gene Ontology annotation, biological process: piRNA processing; RNA methylation; siRNA processing.
CUGCAUUUUUGUUUCAACGAAACUUAGAAACAAAAUGGAAGAAAAGGACACACAGUGUGAUAAUGUGGUUGAUGGAAGUGCCAGUGCGCCAGUAAUUCAGUUUAAACCUCCAUUGUACAGACAGCGGUACCAGUUUGUUAAAGAUUUAGUGGAUCUACACCAACCUAAGAAGGUUGCAGACCUGGGAUGUGGUGAUACUUCACUCAUAAGGCAGUUAAAAGUGUUUCCAUGCAUUGAACUGCUCAUUGGAGUAGACAUCGAUGGGGAUAAAUUACGAUGGAAGGGGGAAAAAUUGGCUCCUGUCCUGGGGCAUUUUCUGCAACCCCGGGAACUGAAUUUGACUAUUACAUUGUACUGUGGCUCUGUUGUGGAGAGAGACUCUCGUUUGCUUGGAUUAGACUUGAUAACCUGUAUCGAACUAAUAGAACAUUUGGAUUCAGAUGAUCUGGCCAGAUUUCCGGAAGUGGUGUUUGGGUACCUGUCUCCAUCCAUGGUUGUCAUCAGCACACCAAACUCUGAAUUCAAUCCCUUGUUUCCAGCGGUGACCUUAAGAGAUUCAGAUCAUAAAUUUGAGUGGACUAGAAUGGAAUUUCAGAACUGGGCUUCGCAUGCGGCAAAUCUCUAUAAUUACUCUGUGGAGUUUACUGGCGUGGGAGCACCACCAGCUGGUGCUGAGAGUGUCGGAUUCUGUACACAGAUAGGCGUCUUCCGGAAAAAUGGCGGAAAGGCAGCUGAAUCGUGUGUUUUGGAGCAACAUGCUUAUAAAGUUGUUUUUACGGCCUCAUACCCAAGUUUACAGCAAGAAAGGUUCCUCAGACUCGUCAUGGUCAGUGAAGUGUCCCGUCAAGUGGAAAGCUUGAGAGUGAGGUAUCUGCGGAGGCUGAAAGAACAGAGGGACAAGGAGCUGGGUAAUGAGCCCGCAGACACCGGCCCAGAGGCCCCCAUGCUAUGCUUUGGACCAGCCUUCACAGAGGUUGAAAGAGACAGGAUAAAGAAGUCUCCUAAACCUUUCUGUGUUGGAAAUAAGUUCUUUGUGCCCCUGAAGAGACUCCUCGCCUAUCCCAAGCUGAACCGCUUAUGCAUUAGUGAAGAAAGGAUGAGGUCGGUCAUUGCCAGCUCGCUGAUCUUGAGCUGCGAUGGCUCUGCGGUGGUGGUUGAGUUGUAUGAUUAUUUUGAUCAUCUGUUUGAUUUUUGA